ACUUGUUAGUUAAUCUGUGAACCUUUCAGGGUUAGUGGCAUUGCUUACAGAGUUUCUUUUUCCUUUUAUGCUCUGUUCUGACUUCUGAAUGUCUGAUUUGAGUGAUUUCUGAAAUCAUUGAUUUUAUGUUGUUAUGCUGCUGCUGUUUUUUAAUUUUUUUUUGCUGAUUGUUCUUGAUCUCUGAAUGUGAAAUCAUUGAUUUUAUGUUGUUAUGCUGCUGCUGUUUUUUUAAUUUUUGUUGCUGAUUGUUCUUGAUUUCUGAAUGUGAAAUCAUUGAUUUUGGGUUGUUAUGCUGCUGCUGCUGUUUUUUUAGGGUGAUUAUUUGUUGCUGUUUUUUCAUUUUUGUUGCUGAUUGUUCUUGAUUUCUGGCUCUGUUAUGCACUUAUGCUGUUGGUGUUUUUGAUUGGGUUUAUGAGAGCUGCUGUUUGUGGUUCUGCUAUGCUGCUGCUGCUUUGUGUUUUUGUUAAAUUUGUAGGUGAUUAUUUGAUUAUUCAGCUCAGGGUUGUGUGUUUUGUCAAUUAGUCUGACUUUAAUAUUAGUUAAGUGCUUUGUAGCUGUAUUUCUUUUUUAAAAUUUCUUUUCCAAUUUUGUAUUAUAGUGGAAAUUGGGAUGGAUUCUACAUUCUAGUACUCCACUCGUUAAUUGUUUCUGUAAAAAAUAAUUCAUACUAUCAAAUUUACUUAGUAAACUGUGCAAUGAACACAUUUUUAAGGUAAGAAAAAUAAAUUGAAGGCUGGGGGCGUGGGGUUAAUGAGGCAUAAAGGUCCUUUAAUUCAAUUUUGAAAAGGAUUUUACUCUUUUUUGUCUGCUUCAAGUUUGUGGAGGGCUGGCGGGAAGAAAUGGUCAUGGGGAUGGACAACAACUCCUUUUUAUAGGGAUGGGGAAGAGAAGGUGCUUCUUUUGUCUCUUGGUAUUGGUGUGGAUUGUCUUCUAUGCUUGCAAGCAUGUGUAUCAGUGUAUUUCUUGUGGGGAGCAUCGUGUCUGACACAAAAAAAAAAGUGCAGAACAUGGUUCCCAAGAGAAGCUUCACAUUGUGUUAACUGUUUUGUGGUUUGUGUUUUGUGCUUUAGGCUUUUAGCUGAUGGGAGAGUAAUACUAAUAUGCUGCUGUUGUGUUGUGCAAUUUUGUGACUUAAUUAUGCUCAGAUAGUUAGAUUAGAUUGUGAUUGUUUUGAUAAUUUAUUGACUUAAUUAUGCUCAGAUACUAAUAUUUUAGGAUGUUUAUUUAUAAUUUAUUUAUUAUUUUAUUUUAAAAUAGUUUUUCUGAUUAGACCACAAUUGGACCGAUUGAAUCAAUGAAUCAGUGACUAGAACGGUUCAACGACCGAUCUGAUUCUUAGAACCUUGAUCCAUACCAUAGAACUUCCCAAACAAAAAUAACCCGUACCACUACCACACAUUUCAAACUCAAACCCCAUUCUCUGAGAAUGUAUUCAGUAUUUCUAUUCUCGGUGGUCGCUCUCUUCUUUCUCCAUCAUCACUCCCAUAUCUUCACCGCGCCCGCUGCUAUGUAAUGUCUCUCCACCGAGGCUGCAACCUUUGAGCUUGUCGCCGAUCUACUCUUCUCUCCUUCUUUCCGCACACUGCCUGAAAGCUCUGCUUCCGGCAUCGUGACCAACACGGCCUCCUUCAGAAACCUAGGUAGCAAAACAAUCUCAGGCAAUAAGGAUAAUCAUGGAGUAGAAUUGAAUUUCAUAAAGUAUCAUGUUGUAUGCAACGAGGUAUGCAGUCCCCAAACUCAUUCGCUUUCUUCUACCAUCAUCUACUUUUUGCCCAUAUGCCCAACAUACAAGGCUAUGUCUUCAUUCACAGCCGCUACCAUCACAAAAUGCCUACAAAUGUGAUAGUGUUCAUGAUGUUGUAGCUUUAUUUAAUUGCAUGGUUGAUAUGCAUCCGCAGCCAUCAAUUGUGGAAUUGACCAAAAUCUUGGGAACGAUUGCAAAAAUGAAACAUUAUACCACAGCUAUUUAUCUUUAUACCCAGAUGGAGUCAAAGGGCAUCCUACCAUUUACUGUUACUUUGAACAUCUUGAUCAAUUGUUAUUGCCAUGUAGGCCAAACAGGUUUUGCUUUCUCGGUAAUGAGCAAGUUUAUUAAGUGGGGUUUUCGGCCAAGUGCUGUAACUUGGACUACACUAAUGAAGGGGUUGUCUCUUAAUGGUAAAAUGUCGGAUGCACUAUACAUUCAUGGUAAAAUUAUUCCUAAAGGAUUUCAGUUUGAUGAAGUUAUGUACGGAACCUUAAUCAAUGGUCUGUUUAAGACGGGAGAAACAAGAUUUGCUAAUCAAAUGCUUCGGCAAAUGGAGAGUCACUUUGUUAGGCUAAAUCUUGUAAUGUACAAUAUUGUUGUUGAUGGUUUGUGCAAGCAUGGACGGUUGAAUGAUGCACUGGAUUUGUAUUCUAAAAUGCCUGAUCAAGGAAUUUCCCCCGAUAUUGUCACUUACAGUUCAUUAAUCUAUGGUUUCUGUCGUGUGGGCCAAUGGAAAGAAGCUAGAUUAUUGCUGAAUGAUAUUGUUGUUAAAAACAUUAGCCUAGAUGUGUAUACCUUUAACAUAAUAAUUGAUGCAUUAUGCAAAGAAGGGAUGCUAUUGCAAGCCCAAGUUAUGUGCGACGUGAUGAUUGAAAGAGGUCAACAACCAGACAUUAUUACUUACACAAUUUUGAUGGAUGGAUAUUGUAGGAACAAUGAAGUUGAUAAGGCAAGAAACUUAUUUGAUAUGGUAAUUGAAAGGGGUUUUGUGCCUGAUGUUUGGAGUUAUAACAUCUUGAUUAAAGGUUAUGUCAAGAUCAAAAGAGUGGAUGAAGCCUUGAGUUUGAUGAAAAGUAAGAAUAUAGUUCCAAACAUUAUAACGUACAAUUCUCUAGUUGAUGGUUUGUGCAAAGCCGGUAGAAUCUCGCAUGCAUGGGAGAUUGUUACAAAAAUGCAUUAUUGUGGUCAACCAUCCCCUGAUGUAAACACUUACAAUAUAUUUUUAGAUUACUUAUGCAAAAACCAGCAUCUUGAUGAGGCAAUUAAAUUAUUUAAAAGACUCAUGUAUGAAAGAAGUUUUGUUCCAAAUGUUUGGAGUUACAAUAUCUUGAUCAGAGGUUAUUGCCAGAAUAAAAGAUUAGAUGAAGCAAAGAAUCUUUUCCAAGUUAUGCGUUUGAAGAAUUUGGAUCCAAAUAUUGUAACUUACAAUAUAUUGUUACAGGCUUUAUGCGACACGCAGCAACUUCGCAAGGCAAUUACACUAUUAAACCAAAUUGUUGACGAUGAUAUCUGUCCUAAUUUGUCCACAUACAAAAUACUUAUACAUGGUUUAUAGAAUUGUGGACAGAAGAUUUUUCAAGCCUUUUUUUCAUUAGAGGAAAUCAUGCAGAUGUCAAGAACAUAUUCAAUCAGCUUUCUCAAGGUGGAUUAUCAGAAUAGGGAAGCUCUUGAUUUACAAUUGGAAGAUAAUUACAAUCUCUCUAAUGCUGUAGCUUCUAGAGAAAAGAAAAAGGACGAGGCACAAACUUUUCUGGAAAUGAUCAUUAGCUGGAUGGCAAGCAAUAAGGUGGGGUGUGUGGUUAUGCUUGUACAGCCAAGGGUAUGGGAGUGACUACUGAGCAAAGCAGUGUUCAACAAUGGUUUAAGCUGUGGAGCAUGUUAUGAAAUAAAGUGUGCAAAUGAUCCACAGUGGUGUUCCCCUGCCUCAAUUGUGGUAACUUCCACUAACUUCUGCCCGCAUGGUGGGCGGUGUGUCCCUCCAAAUCACCAUUUUGAUGUCUCAGCCUGUUUUCCAGCAAAUUUCUCAGUAUAAAGUUGGCAUUGUUCCUGUUGUUUACAGAAGUCUCUCUUUUAAAUGAUUAUAAUCCAUUAUGAUGUGCAAAAUGUCAUUCAUACUCAAUGCCACUCAUACUUCAAUUUAGUCCUAGUAACAAAUUUUGGAGAUGCUGGUGAUGUCCAUGAUGUGGCCAUCAAAAGUUCAAAAACUAGAUGGCAAGCAAUGUGAAGAAAUUGGGGGCGAAAUUGGCAAAGCAACUCUUACUUGAAUGGACAAAGCCUUUCAUUUUUAGUUACCACAAGUAAUUGCCACAGGGUGGUAUCUUACAAUAUUGGACCAUCUUCCUUAAUUCAUAAAGCUUUUUUUAGCAAUAUGAUGAGAGUGAUAUAGCAUCUAUAAAGUAAUAAUUGGGCCAAAGUGAAGAAGGUUAAGUACCCUUAUUAGUAUAUUUUAUCUGUAUUUUCAAGGUUUUAUAAUUUUGCAUAUGGUACUUAUGCCAAUUAGCAGAUGAAAUCUACGAAAAGUAGAUAAAAUCUAAAGAGGCAAAAAAAAAAUGCCAUAUUGCAAUUUGAGGAUGUCAA
This is a messenger RNA of Arachis duranensis, 4324 nucleotides long. RefSeq names its product putative pentatricopeptide repeat-containing protein At1g12700, mitochondrial. The coding region runs from base 1704 to 3302 and encodes 532 amino acids. The record is from RefSeq and is a predicted model, not a curated record. Lineage: Eukaryota; Viridiplantae; Streptophyta; Magnoliopsida; Fabales; Fabaceae. The transcript is spliced from 5 exons. Gene Ontology annotation, molecular function: protein binding.